Messenger RNA from Danaus chrysippus (African queen), 867 nucleotides. The record is from the annotation of a GenBank genome assembly. Lineage: Eukaryota; Metazoa; Arthropoda; Insecta; Lepidoptera; Nymphalidae.
AUGCAAUCUUUGAUUUUGAAGCGCUACCCAAUCAUUGGACCUAUAAAUAUGGAUGGGGCUUCUUCAAAUUACCGCAAAGACUGUACACUGAUGUGUGAGAAAGGUGAAGUUGAAGAGCCUUGGUUUGGUUUCAAUCAAGAGUUUUUCCUGACUACUCCUGACGGUAGACCUUUGGGUUGGCCUCCAGGAGGUUUUCCUGCUCCUCCCGGUCCUUACUACUGCGCUAUAGGUGCUAACAAAAUUGUUGGACCAUCUCCUGGCAUUACAGCAGCCGAUGAUUUGUGGAUGGCUCGCUACAUACUCAGUAGGUUGGCUGAAGAAUACGGGACUGUUGCUACAUUUGAACCACAACCAGUACCCGAUUGGCCUGGUAACGGGACGUUUGCUUACUUUUCUUCCAAGGAUAUGAGGGAGGAAGACGGAAUAUUGGUUAUAGAGAGAGCUAUAGAUAAGCUGUCGCGUCGUCACGGAGUGCAUAUCAAUGAGUAUGACGCUCACAAUGGAGCUGACAAUGCACGACGUCUUACUGGAAAAAACGGAAUGCCCAACAUACGGGAUUUCACUGCGGGUGUGGCAAACCGUUGUUGUUCAGUUCGUAUUCCUCGUCAAGUCUCUGAAGACAAGCACGGUUAUUUGGAGGACCGACGGCCAGCUGCCAACGCUGAUCCUUAUCGUAUCAUAUCUAUCUUACUUAAAACAUAUCUGCCAAUAUGGUAUUUCGAUGGCAGUAACACAGCCCAGGCUGCCACAGAUAACUCUGACACGUUUAUCUUCCCCCAAGUGAUUUAUCAAGAUCCUUUCCGACGAGGAAGCCACAUUAUGGUUCUAGCUGACACCUAUCAACACAAUUACCAGCCAACUCAUUAG